GUGAAUGAGAGGUAGAGAAACAUCAAAAUCUAACGUUUUAUAUGCUGGCUCGACCCUCCAAGUAUUACUCAGAAAAAUCUGUCUCCUAAAUUGUACUUCUUGGUUUCAAAACUUUCUAUUCUAUUCCUUCUUUCUUUCUUUCUUUUUCUCAAUUUACACAGAACAGACUUGAACCCAUUAAAGUUUCCAAACAGGCAUGUGUUGUUGAUGACAAGCGCUCUUCCGCAGAUGCAACCUCUCAAAUGUUUCGAGUCAGACAAAUAUUCUCCCAUCCAAGAUUAUUCUUUCGGAUUAGCCCACCGGCUUCAUUGAAUUCGAGCACCCGCAAUGUGCGCCAUGUACAGUUUAAAAGACCACGGAUCAGAAGAUUUAUAACAACAUGCUGUCUUUAUGGAAUGGCGUUCCAUCUGUCGAGUUCAUUCGUUCUUUCACAAUUCGACAAUGGUACGCGCAAGGCAGAUGUACUAGAAGAGCCCGUUGCCUCUGGACGAGAUAAGGACACACAUGAUCCUGAUGAAAAAACGGACCUUGAUCCGGUUUUCAUUCCACUCGGGUUACCAUAUUUAAGGGAAGGCGAAUUCUAUGCAGUAUCGGACCCUGAAUGGAAACAGUUUGUGAAAAUUUCCCAAGACCGCGAAAAGCUCAAUUCUCUUCAAGGAGAACUAGCAUCACUUGUUUUAUCUGAUGCAGCACAAUCCGCUUUACUUUCUCGUUUGUUAGGCGGGCCUCUCGAAUUAACCGGGUCCUGGCUUGUGCACCACUUCCCAUCUCGAGCACCACCUAAAUAUACCCGCAUAGGGAUACAGAUUACUGACACAGCCAUUGCGUUGGUCUCUAAAUACAUGGCGUUCGAAGAAGGUGAUCGACUUAAAAGAUGCAUAUGGCCCCUUCCUGCUACUCUUGCAAUCAAAGAUGCAUACUCGGUUUUAUUCCAACGACAACUCUCCAAACUAAGUGCCACGAAGCUGGGCGAAGAACACCAAGUUUCAAGCUCAAAUUUCCCGUCUUAUACAACUAUGCUAUCAUCUGACCCAAAGGCCGCGGAUGAUUCAAGUCAAGUACCUCCUCAUCACUCUCGUAUAUCGAAUUCUGGAGAAAGUGCAAACCGAAGCAACGACGACUACCAUGACUACCCUUUCUCUGUCAUUUCCACGUUGAAAAAGCUUCUACUGCAGUUUGGCCCUGGUUCGGAUCUUUACACAGCAUCAUUGGCCUUCAAGUUUCGAUUCAACGAUUGUUUGUCUCGGGAGCGACACUCUUCUCCCCGUGGUGUGUUUUAUUUCGCCGGGCCAGUUGGUCUCAAAGGGCCUAAGGGAUUCUGUAGGAUUGAGGUUAAAGGCGAAUAUGACCCAGCAGCUGCUAAAUGGGCCAUCGUUUCAAUGCAGUUGAAGGAUCUGAGUGUUUUCAACCAGAGUGCACUCGGGGGGCAUUAGCCAAGGACCACGGCCAGCUUUGCAAUAUAGUGAUGCGGUUGGGCAGUCAAUUUCUUAGUACUGGAUGAGAUUAGAUGAUUGCCUGGCUUCCGACCAAAUCGAUUGUAGAUGAUCAGUUGCUUCCACUUUCUCUUGAGUAACCUUAACUUGUUUCGUUGAAUUUAAC
Messenger RNA from Aspergillus candidus, 1599 nucleotides. RefSeq lists its product as uncharacterized. NCBI's taxonomy places the organism in Eukaryota, Fungi, Ascomycota, Eurotiomycetes, Eurotiales, Aspergillaceae. The record is from RefSeq and is a predicted model, not a curated record. The transcript is spliced from 5 exons. The coding region runs from base 243 to 1433 and encodes 396 amino acids.